Aureobasidium pullulans EXF-150 is the source of this 783-nucleotide messenger RNA. RefSeq lists its product as uncharacterized. Lineage: Eukaryota; Fungi; Ascomycota; Dothideomycetes; Dothideales; Saccotheciaceae. The transcript has 3 exons. The record is from RefSeq and is a predicted model, not a curated record. The coding region runs from base 1 to 783 and encodes 260 amino acids.
AUGCUCGAGGGAGGAACAGGCCGGGAUUUUCUUGGAUUUUUGAACAUUUGCAUAUCCUCCGGCGACAUGAAUGGGCAUGGCCUUUCUCCCUAUCUGUUCUUUUUCAUGAACUUCGUAGCUCUGGCUCAAUCACUGAUUUCCAGAAUCUGGGUCGUUGAAAUACGAGAAGAUUACACGAUAGAGGACCAUCUCACAUUCGUGGGCAGAAAAGUGCCCAUUCAUGAACGUAUACGACUACAACCACAUCACGACGCAUAUACCAUUCCAUCCUCGAAUGAUGAUAACAAUCUCAUCAGCGCUAUUCGCAGCGAUCCCGGCGUGGGGUUCGUUGUCAAGGUGCCUCGGAACUACUUGCGACCCAUUGAAGAAGCCUUUCCAUAUGGCUUUGACGAAGACGAUGAAGAAAUUUAUACUGCUCAAAGAAGCUGGUUUGGUCUCCAAGAAGCAGAUCCCGAAGUUCAGGUUUCGGAUUUAGGAGGACACAAAAUGCCCUUUUCUUGGUAUGUAACGCUCAGCACCGAUUACAAUAUCGACGAGCAUCUUGAAAACACCGGAGUGGGGUCAGGAAUCAUAAAACGAAAGAUCUAUCAACACGAUGAUCACCACUACAGCAUCUCUCUAUACGACAAAGUAUCAGAAAUCUGGUACUUGUCCCUGGCUCACGAAGAUUACGGCGUCGAGAUUAUUCUGCCAACUCGCGGUUAUGGAAACGGUGCUGUCAUUCAUGAUGUGAGUCCAGGCUCCAUGAAUACUUUGGACGAGAGAAAACCUCAAAAGAACUGA